UCCAUGGCUGCUGGCAGCCCAGCCUGUGCCAACACAGGCCCUUGCAAUGCAGCUUUUAUGGCAGUGUGGGCUGCUCCUCUGGGCAGGCUGAAACUCUUAGGGAGUUCAGCUGAUCCAUGGCUCCCUCGCACUCCCACUGCUGGCUGGGAUGCAAAACCCCAUGAUGGUCCCACAGUGGUCCCCUCCCCAGAGAAUCAUAAGGUUGGAAAAGACCUCUAACAUCAUGUACAGCCUUCAUCUGCCUUGCUAAGCUGCACCUGGUCUUUUUUCUCAUGGCAGAGAUAUUUUGAGCACCAUUUCCCAGUGAGAUUUGAUAAAAUUCUGGGGCUCUCUUAGGAGGUUUCUGGAAGCAAGUAUGCUGACCUUGGUGUGGGACUGGAGCCACCUGUGACAGCAGCACCCUGCCACCACCAUCCCUGCCCCAGUGGAUGUCCGGGGCCAGAACCCCAUUUCCUUGCCAGGAUGCUCACAGGCAGCUGCCUCUGGCCUCACCUCCAGUCCCCUGGAGGCUGGGUUAUUUUUCAGAGUGCUCCAAGGACACGGGCUGUUGUUGCUGAUAAGCAGUGAGGGCAGCUCCGCCCCAGCAGGAACAGCUUGUUCCUGGCUUCCCAUCCACCCAGAAAACACUGUCCCAUCCCAGCCAGCAGCAUCCCGCACAUCUGCCACACGUUUGGUGACCGACCCCAUGAUGCCACACUUGUGCAGGCUGCUGAUCUACGUGCUGCUGGGGCUGGGGUCCCUGCUGGUGGGGGCACUGUCCCCAUCCUGCCCCCCUGCCUGCCAGUGCUAUGACACCUCCAAAGUCUUCUGCUCAAACGAAAGGAUACGGGAGAUCCCGGAGGGCCUGCCAGGAAGUGCCAGCCACCUCUUCUUCGUGGAGACAGCUCUGAGCAGCAUCCGCAGCGGGCACUUGGGCUCCAGCACCACGCUCACCAAGCUGGUCUUCAUCAAUAACAACAUCCAGGAGCUGCAGCCUGGUGCCUUUCAGGGGCUGCCCAGCCUCACUGAGCUGGAGGUGUCAGGCAACCCCUUGCCAGCUGUCAGCCCUGGGACACUGGCAGGGCUGACCAGCCUCAGCAAGCUCUCCCUCAGAGCCAACACCAUCCGCACCCUGCAGCCGGGGCUCUUCACUGCCUCUUGCCGCCUGCAGGACCUGAGCUUGGCAGGGAACAGGAUCGAGGCACUGCCCCCUGGCAUCUUCCGCCCACUCCGGCGGCUCCAGGCCCUGGACCUGUCACAGAAUUCUCUGCCCGAGCUGCCAGAUGGGCUGCUGGCCCCACUUGUCGCCCUUCGUGUCCUCAAGCUCAGUGACAACCUAUUGGCACGGCUGCCUCCUGGUGCUUUCAGGGCACUUGGCCAGCUCACCGAGCUCCACCUGGAUGGCAACCAGCUGGACGAGCUGCCCUCGGGCAUCUUCUCCAGGCUGGGGGCGCUGCGGCGGCUGCAGCUGCAGCACAAUGCCCUGGGCAGCCUGGCCCCCGACAUCUUCACGGGUCUCCUCAACCUCACUGUCCUCAGCCUGGAGGGCAACAACCUGGCCACCGUGCCUGCCCUGCUGUUCGCUGGCACCCCUGGCCUCCUCCACCUCUCGCUGGCUCGCAACCGGCUGGAGACACUGCCCCAGGAGCUCUUUGCGAACCUGUCAGUGCUGGAAAUCCUGGAGCUCUCACACAAUGCCAUAGAUCACCUGCCCACUGGGGCUUUCCAGGGUCUGGAAGGGCUGACAGAGCUCCAGCUGAGCCACAACAACCUCUCCAGCCUGCCGGCGGGGCUGCUGGCCAGGCUGCCCCUCCUCACGGCCCUGGUGCUGGACCACAACCGCCUGGCCCGGCUGCCCGCGGGGCUCUUCGAUGCCAACGAUGAGCUGGUGCGUGUGGGGCUGGCUGGCAACCCCUGGCUCUGCGACUGCCACCUCUCCUACCUCCUGCACUGGCUCCAGAGCUUUGCUGAGCCCCUUACCCACGGCCAAGCCUUCUGUGCCAACCCGGCUGCUCUCCAGGGCCGGUCCCUGCUGGAGGUUUCCCGCGGGCAGCUGCAGUGCCCGGGAGCACACGGCGUGCCCCCGGAGGAGGGCUGGGACACAGAUGCUCCGGGGCAGUGCACCUACCGCGACCCCGAGGGCACGGUGAGCGUGGCCUGCAAUGCCACAUCGUGCCAGGAGCUCAGCCUGCGCCUCCCUCCUCCCGGGCCGGAGCGGGGCCUGGGGGCGGCCUACCGGCGGGCCUGGCUGCUGCGCUCCCGCUGCGGCACGCUGCAGGUCAGCGUCCUUGUCACAGCACAGAGAGGGAGCGAGGUCACACCACCAGCUCCCCCCGCCGUGCCCUAAGGCCUGGGCAGGCGUUUGCUUCUGCUCUGGCAGCCCCUGCACCAGCCUGGGAAGCAGACAGCUCUCCGUCUCGCUCUGCUACCGCUGCCAUGGUCCCCAGCUGUCCCCGAGCUCUCCACAACAGCUGGCCUGGGGCUAUUUAACCUCUCAGCUAUGUGUUUCCUGUGUAUUUCAAAUGUAAUUAAAAUGUAUCUAUUAUUUCUGUGUACUAGUUCCCAUGGCAGAGAGAGGAAUCAUUCUGUUCCUCCCAUCACUGUCCGCGUGUCUGGGAGAGACAGCAAAGGCCUAUGUGGUACAUUGGGAUCUUGCCAGGAGCUGCAUGGUGGGGCAUAGUGCAGGUGCCUGGGGGUGAGUAGGUGCCACUGGCAUUCUCAUGGUGCGAUCGUGUCUGCCUGCUGCAGCCACCUCCCCUUGGCACUGCAGAGGGAAGAGAGCUGCAGCCUGGCAAAACCUGAGGGCACGGAUUUGUGCUGUCCAAGGGAGGUGUGGGUGAGGGCUGCUGAUUGCCCGGCAAGGGGCAUGAGCUGCCUGCCUGCAGGGUGAGCUCCGGCCCAGGUGAGCAUAGGCAGGUCCCACUCCUACCAUCUCAGGGCUUGAUGUACAGCCUUGCAGCCUGAACAUGGAAAGUGGCAACUUUCACAUAAACUUUGCUGUGAGGGUGAGUGGAACAGGUUGCCCAGUGAGGUCGUAGAGUCUCCUUCUCUGAAUAUACUAAAAAGCCAAGUGAACAGAGCUAUGGGUACCCAGGGAACCCUACUUCAGCAGGGUGGUUGGACUAGAUGGCUUCCACUGGUCCCUUCCAACCUCUCCCAUCUUGGGAUUCUCACUCUGACCUGUGGAGACCUGGCACAAAGUCCCAGCAGUGCUGCCCAUCCGGGGGUGACAGGUAAGGCGUGUGCUCCCCUGGGAGAGCGAGGUGGGUGUAGUAAGUGCACAGGUGUCUGUGUGUGUGUCCGUGUGAGAGUGUCCCUGUGUCUGUGCGUGUCAGGGCCGGCCUGUCCGUGUGUGUCUGCCCGUGCCCGCGGUGUCAGCGAGUGUCCCGUGUCUGUCUGUCCGAG
Melospiza melodia melodia is the source of this 3384-nucleotide messenger RNA. RefSeq names its product carboxypeptidase N subunit 2-like. Gene Ontology annotation, molecular function: protein binding. The transcript is spliced from 2 exons. The coding region runs from base 686 to 2326 and encodes 546 amino acids. Gene Ontology annotation, cellular component: extracellular matrix. Lineage: Eukaryota; Metazoa; Chordata; Aves; Passeriformes; Passerellidae. The record is from RefSeq and is a predicted model, not a curated record.